AUGAGAGCUUCUUUAAAAAAUAUCGAAGCUUCCUUCUACAAGAAGUUCACAGAUGUGUCUGCCUUGGCUGGGGGCCCCUUGCUUUCUCCUUCUGCCUCGUCUUCCCUCCAGGCUGCUUCCAUUCCUGCUCGUCGCCGUCACCGGACUACCUUCAGCCAGGACCAGCUGGACCAGCUGGAGGCCGCCUUUGCAAAAAACCACUAUCCUGAUAUUUACUGUCGAGAGGAGCUGGCGAGAGCUACCAAACUCAAUGAGGCUCGCAUUCAGGUUUGGUUCCAGAAUCGACGAGCAAAACAGCGGAAGCAGGAACGAGCGUUCCCCAAAUCUGCCACCACGGGUGUCCUCUCUGUCUGUCCCCUUCCCAUGCCUCCAACGCGGCAGUAUCAGUACCCACCCACCCUUGGGCCACACCAUCACCUGCCUCGUUUUCCUUCUAAUUAUACUCUCCCUCCCGCAACUCCAUCUGGAGCUCCAACUCAGUUCCCAUGCCCCCAAACUGCCCGCACUCACGAAGACUGGUACACCCCUCUGCGCACCAUUGGGUCCCCCACAGUUACUUCCCCACCUUCCAUGAUCUCACUGAGUCUUGAUCCCAGCACCCUUUGGAACUGAGGGUCUCUUUGCAUGCAAAAAUAUGUAUAAGGUGCAUCCAGGUGGGGAUAACACACAUAAACACGGGGAACACAAAGCCACUCUUAAGGAGAAGCCAGAGCGUGACACCCUUUCUUGGCCCCUGCCAA
Messenger RNA from Anolis sagrei ordinatus, 740 nucleotides. The record is from RefSeq and is a predicted model, not a curated record. NCBI's taxonomy places the organism in Eukaryota, Metazoa, Chordata, Lepidosauria, Squamata, Anolidae.